Molecule: messenger RNA, 1726 nt
Organism: Nematostella vectensis (starlet sea anemone)
Lineage: Eukaryota; Metazoa; Cnidaria; Anthozoa; Actiniaria; Edwardsiidae
Exons: 5
Coding region: 242-1045 (267 amino acids)
Cellular component (GO): membrane
Source: RefSeq, a predicted model, not a curated record
GGGGGGGGGGGGGGGGCGGGGAGUAAGCGAUGCCCGCCAAUUAUACCCUGGAUUUGCUGCCAAGAAAGGGCUACUCUCUCCUCUCGCGCGUUUUUUCUUGCCAUAGGAAUCACAAAACUCCGAAAACCGUCUUCCCCGGCUCGCUCCGAUUUUUUUUAGCUUGUCUCCCUUCCCUCCCAUACUUUUUUUAUUUGUGCCUCGUUUCCAUGUAGAAGAAAAAGGUUUUUGUGACCAAAACAAUAUGGCGGAGGAAUUACACUAUUAUUCCGUAAAAGCAGGGCUUCACAUAGGUGUUGUAGACGUACUCUGUGGGCUUAUCAGCAUCGGUAUAGGAGCAUUUAAUACCAGGAACGACGAACACACCGUUAUAACAAAAUUCCAGGCCGAAGGUUUGCCGAUAUGGACCGGUAUAUUGUUUGUUAUCACUGGAGGUGUUGGAAUAUUGACCUACAAAAAUCCUAGAAAAUGUAUUGUCGUCCUUUUCAUGCUCCUUUCAGUCUUGUCUACGGCAUCAGCCAUUUUAGUGUUCUGGGAGAUCCUCCCCUUGCUUCUCUCUGGAAAGAAGGACGUUCCAUGGAACCUAUCCUAUGGCUCGUUUCUAGGCCUCUGUGCCAUUGUAUUUGUUAUUAGUAUGAAGGGCAUAUAUAUUUCAUUCAAAGCAACAUUCAUGUACAGUAGUUGUAGAAAACGGCAGCCCCCAAGAGAGCCACAGCCAGCAGUACUAGACAUAGGGCCGGCAUUGGACCAGAGAUCCCAGAUAGAGGAAAGACACCUUUCAAGAUGCAAUCGUCCUUCCCCUUCACACAGGGGUGCUUCAUCAUCAUCUAGGAGUCAUCGUCAACACCGACCAUACAGCUCAUCUGACAGGUCCAGGCGGCAUUCAAGGGAACGUCAACACUGCAGAGAACUUAGCCCCUUACAGCCCACACCCCUCACACAGCCACGCCCACCUCCUCCACCAUAUCGGACUCUCAAAUUCCCACACUUGCCAGCAUACUCAGAAAUUGAAGCCACACCCCCACCUCCACCGUACACUGAAAAAUAGGUAGAGCACAUUUUAGAGAUUUUAAAUUAUUUAAUGAAUUUUAUUGUGCAGUGUACAUAUAUUUAUAUGUAUACUGUAGAUCGAAAGAUAUAUGUGCUAUGUCCUUUGUCAUAUAGAAGGAUGGGUAUAGUACAGAUUGUUUAAAUAACAAAUAAGGCUAGCCAAGGCUUUGACUCGUGGUUACUCAAAAUACAGUAUCAUAAAGUGUUUUGCUUGGGCUAUCAAUUUUAGGUAAGACCCAGUGUUUGCUGGAAUUUUUGAUAAAUACAUUAAAUGUGUGAGACAUAUCUCAUUGAAAAGUGGGCCAACAGUUCUCAGCACUCCUUCUUUACCACUCCACCACAACUGUUUUCACAAAAAUGGAUUUGUCUAGUGACCAGUCUCUGGAAAUCUCGUUUUUAGUUUGUUUCUUGUUAUUGUUCAAACUGGGGUAGGGCUGCAGGGAUCAUAGCUAGGAAUUGCAGGGGAAAGCUGCCCCCUCUAGAUUGUAAAUUUCACAAAGGAAAUGGACGAAAGGAUGUGUCUGCCCCAACAGUGAUUAUAAAAAAAGGUCAUAUAUAGUGGGACAUUACUGUACUUUUAAAUUAUUUGUGAAUAUAUUUUGUGCAAUAUGAGAAUAACUCAUGCUUUUGUAAAUUUGACACCAUAUACAUAACAAAUAAAGUUAAACUUCAGUCUCAA